AUGAAGACCGACAGAAUGGUUCGUGUCAACACAAGAUCGACUGCAUCAGCCAUGAGAGACAUCAUCACCACCGGGGUACUCGGCCACAUUGAAACCACGAUCCACAUUGGAACGAAUGUAUGGAAGCACCCAUCCACUGCCUCCAGCUGCCUCAAAGACUUCGGACUUGUGGAGAAAGAUUCUGGAGCGGCUAAUCCUACUCCAGCGACUUCUGCACCAACCAUGGCAACCUUGUCCACCAACAGUCUCCCGUUCAACCCCAGCACAUUGACACCGGAAGCACGUCGACGCUUCCAAAACAAGCAGGACACCAAAAAGAGCUACAUGACUGGAAUUGAGGCAUCGACGCCUUUUCCAUCUUCAGUUCCCAACGGCACCAAUCACUUCUACAAACUUGUCAACAACAAUGGACUUGUACUAUCAGACAGCACCCUUUACUUCAAUAUGGGAUCAGUCGACUCGAAGACUCUGGCAUGUGCAAACGUUGCGUUGGCUGACAAAACACCAUCUGGGAUUCUACAAUGGUAUUGCAUGUUUGCAUCGAUGAUGAACGGACAAGGCAUCUUCAUUUUGCCAUUUUACGGUUGUCGUCCAGGCCGUGGUGCAAAGGGAUUCACAAUCGGACUCUUAGAAUAA
Molecule: messenger RNA, 636 nt
Organism: Cylindrotheca closterium
Lineage: Eukaryota; Bacillariophyta; Bacillariophyceae; Bacillariales; Bacillariaceae
Source: the annotation of a GenBank genome assembly